AUGUUUCCUCAGAGUAACCUCCUUAUCAGCCUCUCUCACUUAUCCUUCAUUGACCUCCCUCCUCCUAUCAAUCAUCUCAGCAUAGAUCCUUUACCUUCCGACAUCAAAACCCGUUUCCUCAUCAUUUCCGACACCCACGGCCACGAACUCCCUACCGGAUACUCUCAGCACGAGGCAGACGUCGCCAUCCACUGCGGAGAUCUAACCGACGGAGCAAAACUCGACGAGUUCAAGACCGCUAUCACGCUUCUCCACAGUAUCAAAGCGCCGCUCAAGCUCGUCAUCGCCAGCAACCAUGAUUUCACCAUGGACAUUCCCGUCUUUCGCGGAAAAGUCGCCGAGAUAAGACCGCCAGUUGAACGAGAACUAAUCAAAAAGGAAUACGGAGAUUACGGCGAAGUCAGGGAAGUAUUAUUCCAACAAGCCGGAAGCAGUGAGAUCAUCUUCCUAGAUGAAGGCUCCCACACCUUCACACUACCAAACGGCGCUUUACUGAAAGUCUACGCCAGCCCGUACACCCCAUCCCUCGGCAACUGGGCUUUUGGAAACUGGGGCUUCCAGUAUCCUCCGGAGACGGGUCAUACAUUUGACAUUGCCAACGACGUUGACAUUGUGAUCACGCACGGCCCGCCUAGAGGGAUCAUGGACACCACAUGCACGGGAGUACGGGCCGGUUGCCCUAGCCUCUUCGAGGCCGUUGCCCGAGCUCGGCCUCGUAUGCAUUGCUUCGGUCAUGUCCAUCAGGGCUGGGGAGCGAAGCUCGUAGCCUGGAGGCCGAAAAUCAGCGAGAGACCUUCGAAUCUCACCAAUAUCGACAACGGGAGGUCGAAAAUCAUACGAAAUCUGUCCCAAGUUAACCUUGGAAUGAGCGUCCUCGAGACCAGUCAUUGCACCCAAGAUGAGUAUCCCCUAAAGAAUAAAUCUCACACGUUGUUCGUUAACGCCGCCAUCGAGGGCAACCAUUCUCACCCGAUAUGGCUCGUUGAUCUCGAGCUUCCACCGGCCGUGUAA
Molecule: messenger RNA, 1011 nt
Organism: Aspergillus mulundensis
Lineage: Eukaryota; Fungi; Ascomycota; Eurotiomycetes; Eurotiales; Aspergillaceae
Product: metallophosphatase domain-containing protein
Exons: 1
Coding region: 1-1011 (336 amino acids)
Molecular function (GO): hydrolase activity
Source: RefSeq, a predicted model, not a curated record